This is a messenger RNA of Mytilinidion resinicola, 558 nucleotides long. RefSeq lists its product as uncharacterized. NCBI's taxonomy places the organism in Eukaryota, Fungi, Ascomycota, Dothideomycetes, Mytilinidiales, Mytilinidiaceae. The transcript has 3 exons. The coding region runs from base 1 to 558 and encodes 185 amino acids. The record is from RefSeq and is a predicted model, not a curated record.
AUGAAAGAGUCCACUUUCUUGGCAAAGUGCACGGCUCUCAAGCCUUUUCCCCUGGCCCCCGCUCUAUUGAGUGCAAACAUACUUCAUGCAUAUACUAUUGACCUCGCCACAGCCUUGCAGAGUCGUGACAGCUCUACAUCCGGGCGCGAUCUCAUUGCCUCGUCGAAGAAGACAAAUCUUGCCAAGCGGUACACCAAAAUCAUCACCGUCAAGGAAGUAGAUCUAAUCUACGCGGAAGGGGAGAACUCAGAUUACGAACCCAAUUUCGUGGCCAGCGUCUACGCCAAGUUGGAGGUCGUAGUGUUACUACUUGAAGACUUUGAACACUUGACCUCAGAAAUCGUGUGCCGGCCAGGCUCCAUAACUAUUCAGCUCCGCCCAGGCAUCGUCUGCGAGUCAAACAAAGUAGCCCUCUUUAGUCUUGAAGACGGUGGCCUCGUCAUCUCGUCUCACUAUGGCUGUAAUAAUCGUGGUGAACAAAGAGUACUCCGGGUCGGCAAAGUGAAAGUUGGCACGGAUGGCUCCGAAUUCACACUUCAUACCGAACCUGCCUCCUAG